AUGACCCAACAAGCACGUAUUGAUAAUGAAAAACGAAACUUAUUAAGUGAUUUAAUUAAUGCUACACGUGAAGUUACGUCAAAAUAUAAUGGCUGUAAGCAAUUAGUGACAGAGGAAUUUACGGACAUACAAAAUUUAUUGAGUUUAUGGGAGCGAGUCUUAUCUCACGGACUUAAAACAUCAAUUUUUAAUAAUGUCCAAGAGCUAUUUAAUAGUUCGAGUAAUGGAAGCAUGUUUUGGACAUUCGCUUAUCAGCAUUUGACAAAUGAUGAGCAAAAAAGAUUUUCAAGUUUUAAAAAUCUGUGGACGGACAGAGGAAAAACAAAGGCACUGAUACGAAAUGCAUUCAAUGAGAAAUGUUUUGAACGUUAUAUACUCACGUGGAUUAAUGUUGAGAAUAUUCACGACUAUUACGAAAGUCAUGCAUUGCUUAGAGACGAAAAAUCAGCAAUUCUUCCAAAAUUAGCUACUGACAUUAGCAAUAUAUUGUUCGCAAUAAAAAUUGAUGUUCCAGAAUUGAAUGUACAGACAGUAAAAACAAACUUCCCAAAAGAUGAGCCAGUUAUUGAACCAAUGCCUACUACAAGUAGUAAAGUAAUUAAAUCAAACUGUAAAGUGAGGAGUAUUGAUAAUUUUGAGGAGACUGUUAAGCACGCAGAAUCUUCAAAGUCAUCAAAUGACUUACUUGAAUCGAAAUAUCUUCCAAAAAUGUCUGAUCCUCCUCCAAUCAUGUUACCAGAACAGCAUCAAGUUACCGAACCAUUAUCAACGACAUUCGACAGGAUCUCAAUAUCAACAGAGUCAUCGUCAAUGUCACAUUCUAAUUUUUAUGAUGUUAAAAAUGAAAGUGAUACAGUCUCACAUUCCAGCAUAUCGUCAAACGAAGAAGUCAAUGUGAUUAAUAAGUUUGAAGAUGAACAGCCACUGCAGCAACAAAUCAACUCGAAAACACAAAUUGAAAAUGAAUUGUUAAUGCAAAAGCAACGUGAAAGAAUCUCAGAGCUAGAACAGCAAGUCCUUGACCUCACACUUGAAAAUACGAGAUUAAGAAAUUUGUUAAACGCGAAUAAAGUCAAUACACUGGCUAAUUUUCAAAUUGCUAUUCCACGUGCUGUUUUGAAUAAAUCAAAAACGAAGAAUUUUUAUAUUUACGAAUUAAAUUUAAAAUCGACAUCUGGAUUGGAAAGUUGGACAAUCUUUAAGAGAUAUCGUGACUUUUACAAGCUCCAUAAAGACCUCAAGAAACAUCAUCUUCAAAUUAAAGUUCUCGAUUUCCCACCAAAAAAGAAAAUUGGCAAUAUGGAUUUCGACUUUGUCGAGGACAGAAGACAGCGAUUGCAAGUUUACAUAAGACAUGUCCUUCAAAAUUUACCAGACCUAGCAAAAUGUGAAAAUCGACAGUUGUUGGAAGCGAAAUGUCCAUUUUUCAAACCCCAGUAG
Molecule: messenger RNA, 1440 nt
Organism: Chironomus riparius
Lineage: Eukaryota; Metazoa; Arthropoda; Insecta; Diptera; Chironomidae
Source: the annotation of a GenBank genome assembly